GACAAACAAAGCACUAUUGGUGUCCUCUGCAAGAGAGCACUGAUAGGGGGCUGGCUGUAAAUUGACGUGGCAUGGAAAAUCUCUGCUAGUUUGUAGCAGCUCUAACAUUGCUGCAAAAUCACGCCUACUCCUACCAAGUUUGUAGCUUGAAAUCAUCACGGGUUUGCUGUUUCUAUAUAAAAAAAUGAAUGGAAAGUACCUUCGCUUUUUGAUUUGGGAACCAGACUUUUUCUCUAUUUGGAUUUACAGCUAAUAGAAAACAAAAUCAUAGGGAAUUAUUUGGUUACUUUUUUUUUUUUCCCUGUAGUGAGAGCGACAGAUCUUGCUGCUCCCCCCACCUUUUCCUGCGAUUUAAUCAUUUGCAGAUCUUGCCAUGGGGUGCGGACUGAGAAAGCUGGAAGACCCAGAUGAUAGCAGCCCUGGAAAAAUCUUUUCUACACUGAAGAGACCACAAGUUGAGACAAAGACGGAUUCUGCUUAUGAAUAUGUAUUGCUGGAUUUUACUUUAGAAGCUUCCCCAAAUCCAGAAGUUAUCAAGAUCAGUUCUGUGUUGGAUAUAGCAUCUAAGGUGGAAGAAUAUUACAGCAAAGGAUAUAUUGUAGGAGCUGUUCAUCCUAUUAUACUGCCAAUUGGACGUAGAAGGAAUUUCCCUGCAAGUCACAUGUAUCGAGUGGUACUUUCACGAUUAAAAUUAAGCCAGAAGCAUACAGCACCCAGAGGACAAAGCCACCCCAGGCUGGUGAUUGAGGAAUGUCCUUUAAUGUAUGAAACACUGACAAAUGAGGUAGUGAAAGAACUGUUAGAAAAGGUUAACGAAGCUGCUAAAAGAGGAAAGAAGUUUGUGGGAUUUGUAACGCAACAUUUUCCUCAACCUAAAGCCUGUAAUGGAACAAGCGCAGAUGGAAGUACAGAGGUGGAAUCAACGCUGGGCAGAAGAAAUAGGGAACACAGAAGAAAAAAUUCUGAUGAAAACUAUAAAAACUGGAAUGAAGGGACAUUGAGUGGUCACUCAUCUGAGAGUGGGAUAGAGGAGGAAAUGCAAGCAGAAAGCAGUCUGCUACAGGAUGCAGAUUUCCAGUUUGGAAAAGAAGUCAGCCCUGUUAAACCACGAAAAGGAGACGGUAAUAAAUACAAGCUAUACACAGUCUUCAAUGUUUUUGAUGAUGAUUCUACCUGCUGGACCUAUCACGAAGGUGUUUUGUCUAUGAAAGUAACAAGAAAGGGGCCAGUUAUUAGUACACUGGAAGCAGACUGGCUAGAAUUAACCACAUUUUAUUAUAAACAAGGAUUGUCCUUAAUUGAUUCUUUUGUACACUGGGAAACUUCUAAAGGGGAGUAUUUACCCAAAUCUUUAGAAGGAUUAUUUAUCUAUGAAGAAGAAGGUGCUGGGGUUCCAGGUUCUAACAGGAAAGGAAAUGAUGCAAUAGUUGUUGAACAAUGGACAGUCAUUGAGGGGUGUGAAAUGAAAACAGAUUAUGGACCUUUAUUGCACACGCUGGCUGAGUUUGGAUGGCUCCUGACCUGUGUCCUGCCUACACCUAUCGUACGACAUGACAGUGAAGGAAAUCUGGCCACAAAGCAAGUCAUUUUUCUUCAGAGACCUGUUAUGUGGAAUUCUGCUGUCCAGACACCAGAGAGGAAAUCCUUAAGACAAGUUAUUGGGGAGGAAAAAGGCAAAGUCUCUAGCAGAAGUGUUGGAUUAGACACAGCUACUUCUCGCCCUGUAGAAAUUGGACAACCACCUGAUGAGUUUCACCUAUCUCCAUCUAAACAAUGUUGGAUCAAGGAGGGAUCUUCCCAGUAUGGAGGCUUUCCGGGAUUCAGUAGCAGUGAUGGAGUAUUAAGGGAACUGGAUGAUGGACAAUUUGACCAGGAAGAUGGAGUCACUCAGGUCACAUGUAUGUGAUAAAGUAAGUAACUGCAUCAGAUGGACAUGUACAUAAUUCACACAAAUGUUAAAACAAACAAACAAACAAACAUACUACUUUAAAUGCAUUGGUAUAAUCCUAUGACUUUUCCCAGACUCAUUUUAUAUUUUUGGCUGUUUCUUUGUUGUGUUAAUCCUACUGUAGUAAUAAUACACUGC
Messenger RNA from Haliaeetus leucocephalus (bald eagle), 2086 nucleotides. RefSeq names its product raftlin family member 2 (gene RFTN2). NCBI's taxonomy places the organism in Eukaryota, Metazoa, Chordata, Aves, Accipitriformes, Accipitridae. The transcript is spliced from 9 exons. The record is from RefSeq and is a predicted model, not a curated record. The coding region runs from base 374 to 1906 and encodes 510 amino acids.